AUGUCUACCGUCAACCUUGGAACUGUCUUCAAGGGCUCCAAGUCCGGCAAGGUCGUCAAGGCGCAGGGCGGCGAGCGCACCAUCAACGCACGCGAUGUUGUGAUCGACAUCACCCACUCGGGUUUGUGCUUUACUGACAUUCACUACCUCAAAAAGGACAUGGUCCUCGGCCAUGAAGGCGUCGGCAUCGUCUCGCAAGUCGGUCCACAAGUCAAAAACUUCAAGAACGGCGACCGCGUCGGUUGGGGCUACAACCACGGCUCAUGCGGUACCUGGCAGUUUUGCAAAAACGGUCGCGACACCAACUGCUACCAGAACCAGAUGUACGCCAGCGCCGAUCUCGACCAGGCUUCGUUCGGUGACAAGUUUGUCAUCACCGAAGAAUUCCUGCACCUGAUCCUCGACGCACUCGAGCUCAAGCACGCUGCUCCUUUGCACGAGUUUGUCGCUGCCAAGAACAACCCCAAACUCGAGGGCGUCAAGCCGGUGGACUACCUCAUGGUCACCACGAGCGUGCAGCCCGACUGGAAGACCUACCUCAAGGUGCUCGAGAAGGACGCCACCAUCAUCCCUCUUUCGGUCGACGCCGGCGACUUUGUCUUUCCCUACAUGCCCAUCAUUGGCAAGCAGCUCAAGAUCCAGGGCUCGCUCGUUGCUACACGUCAAGUGCAUGCAAAGAUGCUCGAAUUCGCCGCUCGUCACGCCAUCAAGCCCAUCAUCGAGGAGGUCCCCAUGACCGAGGACGGCAUCAAUCACGCCGUCGAGCGUUUGAAGAAGGGCGAUGUCCGAUACCGAUUCGUCGCCGUCUCGCAGACCAACAAGGCUACCUCUGCCAAUCUCUGA
This is a messenger RNA of Mycosarcoma maydis (corn smut), 843 nucleotides long. RefSeq names its product putative NADP-dependent alcohol dehydrogenase. The record is from RefSeq and is a predicted model, not a curated record. Gene Ontology annotation, biological process: alcohol metabolic process. The coding region runs from base 1 to 843 and encodes 280 amino acids. NCBI's taxonomy places the organism in Eukaryota, Fungi, Basidiomycota, Ustilaginomycetes, Ustilaginales. Gene Ontology annotation, molecular function: zinc ion binding; alcohol dehydrogenase (NADP+) activity. The transcript has 2 exons.